AUGGACUAUUUGAGACGCAGUGCAAGAGUAUCUAAACUGGACAGAAUUAGGAACGUGGAAAUCAGAGCCAAAAUGGAUGCCACACAGACAAUAGUGGAUAGAGUCGAACAGAGGGGCCUUAAGUGGUUUGGACACUUGCUACGCAUGGAACACCUAAGAUGGCCCUACCGUAUCUACAGCUGGUCACCUCCUGGAAAAAGGAAAAGAGAACGGCCUAGGAGAUCCUGGAAUGACGCCAUCAGAAGGACAAUGAAGGACCGUAACUUGGAAGAGGAAGAUGUUCUUGAUCGUAACAGGUGGCGGUUAGGCGUGGGGAUGCGACGUUAG
This is a messenger RNA of Sitophilus oryzae (rice weevil), 327 nucleotides long. RefSeq lists its product as uncharacterized. NCBI's taxonomy places the organism in Eukaryota, Metazoa, Arthropoda, Insecta, Coleoptera, Curculionidae. The coding region runs from base 1 to 327 and encodes 108 amino acids. The transcript has a single exon. The record is from RefSeq and is a predicted model, not a curated record.